AUGGAUACAAUUUCACAACCUGAUCUUAGGCAUCGCCAAGUUCAUCUCGUCGGCGCUGAUGGCCAACCUACUAAAGUUGCCAUUGAGGGUAUGAAUCAUGCUGAUGCUGAAUUGGCCGCCGAGUUCGGUUACAAUCCAGUGUUCAAGCGAGAGUUUGGAUAUUUGGCUACUUUUUCCUUUGCUGUCAGUAUCAGUGGUGUUUUCGCCACGAUUAUGACCACCAUGUCAUAUCCUCUGAACGCUGGUGGUAGUAGUGCCGUUGUCUGGUGUUGGCUCGUCUCUGGUUUGGGUUGUAUGUGUAUUGCUUGCUCCGUAGCAGAGCUGGUCUCUGCUUACCCAACCGCUGGUGGACUAUACUUCACUGUUUCUCGUCUAGCACCUCCACGAUGGGUUCCUUCCAUUAGUUGGUUAACUGGCUGGCUCAAUCUACUAGGCCAGGUCGCCGGUGUCGCUUCCUCCGAGUACGGUGCAGCGCAAAUGCUUUUGGCCGCUGUGUCCAUGAGCCGUGACUUUGAAUAUGAAAUCACUACAAACACAACUGUGGGAGUCAUGGCGGCCUUGACAGUCUCCACUGGUGUGGUCAACUCGCUCUCAACAUAUUGGAUGGAGAAGAUGACCAAGAUUUACGUGCUCUUCCACAUCGCCGUUCUCGUGGCAUGCGCCAUUGCACUGCUUGUGAUGACAAAGGACAAGCACACGGCAGAGUAUGUCUUCACUCAUACCGAGGCCUCGAGUGGUUGGACCCCAAUCGGUUUCAGCUGGUUGUUCGGUUUCCUGUCUGUCAGUUGGACCAUGACCGACUACGAUGCAACUGCCCACAUUACUGAGGAAAUGAGCGAGCCGGAAAAGAAGGCUCCCUGGGCCAUCUCCAUGGCUAUGCUCUUCACCUAUCUUGCUGGCUUUCUGUUCAACAUCGUCCUUUGUUACUGCAUGGGCGACCCGACUGAUAUCCUUAGUUCGGCGAUGGGUCAACCUGUUGCUCAGAUCUUCUACAAUAGCCUUGGCAAGGGCGGCGGUAUGUUCUUCACUAUUGCCGCACUUAUAAUCCUCAAGUUUGUCACCUUCACUGCCAUGCAGUCUCUCGGCCGUACGAUCUUCGCCUUCUCCCGUGAUCGUAUGUUGCCUUUCUCCAACGUUUGGACCAAGAUUAAUCCCUGGACUGGCACUCCUAUCUAUGCCGUUUGGAUCUCUGUAUUCUUCUGCAUUGCCAUCAACUUGAUCGGUCUCGGAUCCUACACUGCCAUCAACGGCAUCUUCACCCUAUGCGCCAUCGCUUUGGACUGGAGCUACUGUAUUCCUAUCUUAGCAAAGCUUAUGUUCGGCAAAUUCGAGCGUGGUCCAUGGCACAUGGGUCCAUUGAGUCCCUACGUGAACGCCUGGGCCUGUCUUUGGACCUUGUUCGCCAGUAUAAUCUUCAUCCUCCCUACUGACAUGCCAGUCACUGCGGAUACUAUGAACUACUCCGUUGUAUACCUCGCCGGAGUUAUCCUGUUCUCCACAAGCUAUUGGUACAUGUACGGCAAAGCCGUAUACAAAGGUCCCGUCAUCGAAGCCUUUGCCGAUGAUCUUGCCGAAAGCGAAAUCGUUAACUCCAUCCCCGAGAAGAAGAAGGAUGGUUCCUCCGUGUAG
Messenger RNA from Penicillium taxi, 1629 nucleotides. RefSeq lists its product as uncharacterized. Gene Ontology annotation, biological process: transmembrane transport. Gene Ontology annotation, molecular function: transmembrane transporter activity. Lineage: Eukaryota; Fungi; Ascomycota; Eurotiomycetes; Eurotiales; Aspergillaceae. The coding region runs from base 1 to 1629 and encodes 542 amino acids. The record is from RefSeq and is a predicted model, not a curated record. Gene Ontology annotation, cellular component: membrane. The transcript has 7 exons.